AUGUUGGUGCUGUUUGAGACUCCGGCGGGGUACGCUAUAUUUAAGUUGCUGGAUGAAUCCAAAUUAUCUCAGAUAGAUGAUUUGUAUCAAGAAUUUAACACACCGGAAGGUGCAGCAUCUGUUGUGAAGUUAAAAAACUUCAUUAAAUUUGAGGAUACCACAGAAGCUUUAGCUGCAACUACUGCAGCAAUUGAAGGAAAACUGUCCAAAACAUUAAAGAAAGCUCUAAAAAAACAUGUCUGCAAAGAAAUUCAAGAUCAAUUACUCGUAGGAGAUGCUAAGCUUGGUAGUGCAAUCAAAGAAAAGUUUGACCUACAAUGUGUUUCCAAUUCUAAUGUACAGGAGCUGUUGAGAUGUAUUCGCUCGCAGAUGGACAGUCUUUUAACUGGAUUGCCAAAAAAAGAAAUGACAGCCAUGGCACUUGGUUUAGCUCAUUCUCUGUCAAGAUACAAGCUGAAAUUCUCACCCGACAAAAUUGACACCAUGAUAGUCCAAGCCCAAUGCCUUCUCGAUGAUUUAGAUAAGGAAUUAAACAACUAUGUUAUGAGAUGUAGAGAAUGGUAUGGUUGGCAUUUCCCGGAACUUGGAAAAAUUAUUACAGACAACACAUUGUUUGUAAAAAUUGUAAAACUUAUGGGCACGAGGGAUAAUGCAGCUAAAACUGACCUUUCCGACAUCCUUCCUGAAGAUUUAGAGGAAAAAGUUAAAGAAGCAGCUGAAAUAUCUAUGGGUACAGAGAUUUCUGAUGAUGAUAUCAUGAAUAUACAGCAUCUGUGUGAUGAGAUUAUUUCCAUUACAGAUUAUAGAACACAUUUGACAGAUUAUCUUAAGGCAAGAAUGAUGGCUAUGGCGCCUAACUUGACAGUUUUAAUUGGGGAGCAUAUAGGGGCUAGAUUAAUAGCUCAUGCUGGUUCACUAAUGAACUUGGCAAAGCAUCCCGCUUCAACUAUACAGAUAUUUGGUGCCGAGAAGGCACUCUUUAGGGCAUUGAAAACAAAGAAAGAUACCCCUAAGUAUGGUUUGAUAUAUCAUGCACAGUUAGUUGGGCAAUGUAGUACAAAAAAUAAAGGAAAAAUGUCAAGAAUGUUGGCGGCUAAGGCCGCUCUAGUUACAAGAGUUGAUGCUUUCGGUGAUGAUGCUUCAUUUGAACUCGGAGCAGAGCAUAAAGUCAAAUUGGAAAACAAAUUGAGGCUUCUAGAAGAAGGAAAUCUGAAAAGACUAAGUGGAACUACUAAAGCUAUGGCAAAGUUUGAAAAAUAUCACAGUAAAUCAGAGGUAUUUGAAUACUCAAUGGCAGCUGACAGUACCUUGGAUAAGAAACCCAUCAAGAGAGAACAUUCUCCCGAUGAAGAUGGAGUUUCCACUAAAAAGAUCAAACUUGAAGAUGGUGUUGCUAAUGUUAAAGUCAAAAAAGAAAAGAAAAUAAAAACAGAAGAUUUAAAAGUAAAGGUAGAGCCUAAAGAAGAACCAGAGAAUGGAGACGCAGAAGUUCCUGAAAAGAAGAAAAAGAAGAAGAAGUCGAUAGCACCUGAAGCGUCAGAAGAUAAUGACGCAACACCAGCACCGAGCAGUGAAAAGAAGAAGAAGAAGAAAUCUUUAGUCACAGAAGUAAAUGAAGAAAAUAAUGUGGAAGCACCUGAACCAAGCAGUGAGAAGAAAAAAAAGAAAAAAAGACAGUCAAAAGUUGAUGAGGAA
Messenger RNA from Brenthis ino (lesser marbled fritillary), 1695 nucleotides. NCBI's taxonomy places the organism in Eukaryota, Metazoa, Arthropoda, Insecta, Lepidoptera, Nymphalidae. The record is from the annotation of a GenBank genome assembly.